AUGGCCGCCCACGAGCCAAAGAAGCCAAAAGCCAUGAAAAAUGGCAUCGUCUACACCCAAGACUUUGAGGUCUACGAGAUGAACGAGCUGGCCGUCAACAAAUCCCGAAACCAGAACCAGAACCAGAACCAAUUCACCACCACCACAUCCUACACAAUUUCGUCGACUCCCCGACCGACAAAGUCGUCGCACAAAUCGCUGGCGUCCCGCUUUCUGGACAGUUUCCGUCGCGUUGACGGCGGUCCAAUCUCCCAGCAUCAUGGCUACAAUAGCUUUCCUCAGCCGGCUGGGGAUCGGUUCUACGACUUGGACGCUGCGAAUAUCAGGACCGCCAACACGGGUCUUCAUCGGCAUUUAAAGGGUCGCCAUUUGCAAAUGAUUGCGAUAGGUGGUUCCAUUGGGACCGGUUUAUUCGUCACUUCUGGAAUUGCGCUGUACCAGAGCGGACCGUUGCCUUUACUGCUUGCUUAUAUAUUCACGGGAAUUCUCCAAUAUUGCACGAUGCAGAGUCUGGGGGAGUUGGUUGUCACGUUUCCUGUUGCGGGUGCAUUCUCUGCGCUAUCGACACGAUUCUUAGAUCCGUCAUGGGGCUUCGCCAUAGGAUGGAAUUACGCUCUCCAAUGGCUAUUCACACUGCCACUCGAAAUUAUCGCUGGCGCAUUAACAGUCCAAUACUGGAACAACGACCUCAGCAAAUCCAUCUUCAUCACCAUCUUCCUCCUCGCUAUCAUCAUCAUCAAUCUAUUCGGAAUCAAAGGAUAUGGCGAGGCCGAGUUCCUCUUCUCCAUAGUAAAGGUGACCGCUAUCGUCGGGUUCAUUCUUCUCGGCGCCGUCAUCAACAUCGGCGGUCCUCCUCAUGGCGGCUACAUCGGCGGCCAAUACUGGCAAGAUCCCGGCCUAACUAACCACGGGUUCAAAGGGUUCUGCAGCGUUCUCGUCAUCUCGUCCUUUUCAUUUGCCGGAACAGAAUUAGUAGGUCUUGCGGCCGCGGAGACAGAAAACCCGCGCAAGUCGCUCCCCAGCGCGAUCAAGCAGGUCUUUUGGAGAAUCGCCAUCUUCUACAUCGUCUCGCUGCUUCUCAUCGGUCUUCUCGUCCCGUACAACGAGCCUCGCCUGGUCGCUGGCCAAAGUUCCGUUGACGCCUCUGCCAGUCCGUUUGUUAUUGCCGUUGAAAGCGCCGGGUCUACGAUCCUUCCGAGCGUGAUGAACGCCGUGGUUUUGAUAAGUGUCUUGAGUGUUGGAAAUUCCGCAGUUUUUGGAUCCUCACGAACCCUGGCUGCCCUGGCGGAGCAAUCGCAUGCGCCAAAGAUCCUGUCGUACGUGGAUUUCAAGGGUCGACCACUAAUCUCUGUGCUUGUGGCGGCCGGCAUCGGACUCUUAUCCUACCUGGCUGAGCUGCAUGCUCACGACGAAAUCUUCGGCUGGCUCCUCGCUAUCUCUGGCUUGUCGAGCCUGUUCACAUGGGGCAGCAUUUGUCUGUGCCAUAUCCAAUUUCGACGUGCGUGGGCAAAAGCCGGUAAUAAUCUGACCCAGCUGCCUUUCCGGUCUCAAGCCGGCAUUAUCGGCUCCUAUAUUGGACUAGGUGGCAAUAUCCUGGUUGUCGUCACGCAGAUUUGGAUUGCUAUUUCGCCUAUUCAGACUCCUGGUGCUGCGCCGGACACAGCCGCGAGUAUAGCCAAGAACGUGAUGCUAAAUAUUAUGGCUGUGCCCAUCAUUCUUGUCUUCUAUAUUGGCCACAAGUUGUGGUUUAGGACCAAGAUUGUGAGCAUCCGGGACAUGGAUCUUGAUACGGGACGAAGCUUCUCAAGGUUGUAUAAUAUGCAUACGGAUUACCAAGAAAAACGCCAAAAGUGGCCGUUGUGGAAGAGGGUGUACAAAUCUUUGUGUUGA
This is a messenger RNA of Pochonia chlamydosporia 170, 1890 nucleotides long. RefSeq names its product general amino-acid permease GAP1. The record is from RefSeq and is a predicted model, not a curated record. The transcript is spliced from 4 exons. Lineage: Eukaryota; Fungi; Ascomycota; Sordariomycetes; Hypocreales; Clavicipitaceae. The coding region runs from base 1 to 1890 and encodes 629 amino acids. Gene Ontology annotation, cellular component: membrane. Gene Ontology annotation, biological process: amino acid transmembrane transport. Gene Ontology annotation, molecular function: amino acid transmembrane transporter activity.